AUGUUGUCUUUCAUGCUUUCGGGUCUUGCCAUUGUCUUCGCAUUCAUCGGCAGCUUCUUUUAUACUCCUCUUAUGGACACGACACUUUCGGCUCAUACGACGCCUGCAGCCCCCCGCUUCGUCAUUUACAGCGACCAGUGGGUCUCUGGUGAGACUGGUCCUCCAGCCGUUAGUAAAAUCAAAGGGUAUAACGUCUUUGCUCUCGCGUUCUGGCUUGUCUCCGGCCCAGCUGAUCAAGCUGAGGAGUGGGCAUCGCUUGACAAUGCCACACGAGCAUCUAUCAAGAAAUCAUACCAUGCGGCCAAUAUUUCUCUUAUUGUAUCUGCUUUCGGGUCCACGGAUGCGCCUACUAGUUCGGGAUAUGAUCCUACGACAGUCGCUAACGAUCUUGCGGCAUUCGUGUUGAAAUAUAAUCUUGACGGUGUCGAUGUCGACUACGAAGAUUUCAAUGCCAUGAAUGCUCAGAAUGGAUCAGCGGAAAAAUGGCUGACGACUUUCACCAAAGCUCUUCGUGCAAAGCUUCCGAAAGGUCAAUACAUAUUAAGCCACGCACCUGUUGCUCCGUGGUUCUCCUCGACAUACUCAAGUGGGGCUUAUUUGAAGGUCAACAAGAAUGUUGGAUCGUUAAUUGAUUGGUACAACGUUCAGGCAAGUAUUCCUCGAUAUAUGUUCUAUAAUCAGGGCAAGACUGAAUACACAACGUGUACUGGCCUCCUUACGAAAUCGUCUUCGACGUGGUCGAAUACUUCGGUCUUCCAGAUUGCAGCAGCAGGAGUAUCUUUAGACAAGCUGGUGAUCGGCAAGCCAGCCACCAAGUCAGAUGCGAGCAAUGGCUAUAUGAAUACCACCCUACUCGCCCAAUGUGUGGAGAAAGCUUACAAGAAAGGAUGGGAUGCUGGUGUAAUGGUGUGGGAGUUUCCCGAUGCCGCAGCGGCCUGGAUUAAAGCCGUGCGCUCGCUUGCAUUCCCGGAAUAA
Molecule: messenger RNA, 975 nt
Organism: Suillus clintonianus
Lineage: Eukaryota; Fungi; Basidiomycota; Agaricomycetes; Boletales; Suillaceae
Product: glycoside hydrolase family 18 protein
Exons: 12
Coding region: 1-975 (324 amino acids)
Biological process (GO): carbohydrate metabolic process
Molecular function (GO): hydrolase activity, hydrolyzing O-glycosyl compounds
Source: RefSeq, a predicted model, not a curated record